Molecule: messenger RNA, 1147 nt
Organism: Asterias rubens (European starfish)
Lineage: Eukaryota; Metazoa; Echinodermata; Asteroidea; Forcipulatida; Asteriidae
Product: diamine acetyltransferase 1-like
Exons: 4
Coding region: 68-640 (190 amino acids)
Molecular function (GO): N-acetyltransferase activity
Source: RefSeq, a predicted model, not a curated record
CUGCUUUUGCUAGAGUUGUGUGAAUGCUCGCCGUGCACUUCACAUGUGUUGCUAAAUUUGUUUGUAAAUGAUGGGUUUUCAAUACAUUGUACGACAGGCGGCAGCUGAAGAUUGUCAAGAUAUAUUGAGUUUAAUCAAAGGGCUUGCUGUUUUCGAGGGUGAAGAUCCAGAAGAAGUUGUUAAAAUUACAGAGAAAGAUUUAAAAGAUGAUGGUUUUGGAGUUAACCCCCUCUACAAAUGUCUGGUGGCAGAAGCAACAGAAGAGACGCCUAAAGAAGUUGGUGAUCAUAGAUCAAAAGUCAUAGCAUAUGCCAUGUAUUUUAAUUCGUACAGUACAUGGCAAGGAAAGAUAAUGUAUCUGGAGGACCUUUAUGUCAGUCAAGAACACCGAGGAAAAGGUGUUGGAAAGGCACUUUACUCCAAAGUAGUAAAGAUAGCACUUGAGAGUAGUUGUUGUCGUAUGCAGUGGUUAACUCAAAGCUACAAUGACAAAGCCUUACAGUUCUACAAGUGUUUCAAUGCCAUUGAUGCCACAGAAAAGGAAAGCUGGAAGCUACUUAAGCUAGAAGGAGAGCACUUUGCUAACAUCGUCGCUAGCAUGGAUAACGGACCAGGGUCAAACAUUCAAUUUCUUUUAUAAAGAAGUUGUUGUGAAAGUAAGAAUGAUACAAUCCCUGAUUUUUUCAUUUGCCCAAGUGUCGACUGAGAAAACAACACAAAACAAGAAUGGUGAAUCUAUCCACAUUCAGCGAGGUGACAGCUGGUACCUACCUCAUUGCUCUGGCCGCAGCAUUUCCAAAUGGACACCGACCCUAAGAAAUAUGAGAGACAACUCAUUCAUGAAUUGUCUCAACUAGGAUUCAAAAGUAUCGGGGUGAAAAAUUAUCCAAAACAUAAUUACCUUGAUGCAAAUCCUUUCUCUAAAUAAUUUAUUUUGUUAUUAACAGCGGCACGACCCUUCCAUGGCAUAAUCAGCAUAGCUCGAAACAUGACAUUUCAAGAAUAAAAGUACAGAGAUAAACUCACUCACUCACUCGGUCGUCCACAGGCAGCUCGAGUAUGGCUUUUCCAAGUCAGGCCUGGAAUUUCAUCUUUCAGAGGGCAAGGCCAUUUUCAUUUUGCAAAGGGCACUUCCAUUGGAAAGUGG